AUGUCUGCAGCUGAUGGCUCGGGCAAGCCAACUGCAGAGUGUGAAGAGGAGGAAGAGUUGCCUUUCUCAUCGACGGUUUCGCCAGUGCCAAAGGAAGAAACAGCUGUCGAAGCACCACGGCUGACAACAGACGAAGUCUCAAUUGAGGAUGCGAUCACAUUGACUCAAGAUGAACCACCGGCAGAAGAUCAAAUGGAGGUGGGGACCCCCACAAGCUUCUUAGAGCGAGCUGACAAGAUGGUGACCUGGGAGGAAGAUUGUGCUCCAGGACUUGCACUGGCUGCCACUGCAACGACGGCAGGCACUGACAGCGAGAGUCGCGAGAGUCCCAAGGAGGUGGAGAAUGAUGGGAGCAGCGUUGCCACCUGGCAGCAUUCAAGGUUCGCGGAGCCGCGCGACGGAGGAGCUCUUUGA
Messenger RNA from Durusdinium trenchii, 414 nucleotides. The record is from the annotation of a GenBank genome assembly. NCBI's taxonomy places the organism in Eukaryota, Dinophyceae, Suessiales, Symbiodiniaceae.